This is a messenger RNA of Heteronotia binoei (common prickly gecko), 1637 nucleotides long. It is a transcript of the gene ITM2B, whose product is annotated as integral membrane protein 2B. Gene Ontology annotation, cellular component: plasma membrane; Golgi apparatus; extracellular exosome. The coding region runs from base 201 to 1016 and encodes 271 amino acids. The record is from RefSeq and is a predicted model, not a curated record. The transcript has 6 exons. Gene Ontology annotation, molecular function: amyloid-beta binding. NCBI's taxonomy places the organism in Eukaryota, Metazoa, Chordata, Lepidosauria, Squamata, Gekkonidae. Gene Ontology annotation, biological process: negative regulation of amyloid precursor protein biosynthetic process.
GGAAACCUUCCCAGGGCUCCUUGACACCUUCCCCCCCUCCCUUCCCGGCCUCGGCUCGGUUGGCCUCCGGGGCGGAGCCAAAGAAGCGCCUCCAGGAGCAGGGGAGAGCCGGUGAGGGCCGAGCCGGAAGCUGCCAGGGAAUCACCUCAGAAGCAACUGAGGAGAGCGCCGCCGCUGCAGCAGCUGCAGCCGCCGCCGCCAUGGUGAAGGUGUCGUUCAACUCGGCCUUGGCGCAGAAGGAGGGCGGCAAGAAGGAGGACGAGGAGGAGGGCAAGGAGGGCGGCGGCCUGGGCCAGGUGCUCAUCGUGCCCGCCGAUGGCAAGGAUCCCGAGGCAGUGGUGCCUGUUCGACAGAGGAGAGCUUGGUGCUGGUGUUGGUGUAUGUGCUUUGGGCUGGCUUUUAUGCUUGCUGUUGUGAUACUCGGGGGUGCCUACCUGUACAAGUAUUUUUCGCAUCAGGAAAACGGUGUUUACUUCUGUGGAAUAAAAUAUAUUGAGGAUGGCUUGACCCUAACAGAAGCCAAUGAGGGUGUUCCAGCUCCUCGUUACCAGAUAAUUGAAGAGAACAUUCAGAUCUUGGAGGAGGAGGAUGUUGAGUUCAUCAGUGUGCCCAUUCCAGAGUUUGCGGACAGCGAUCCGGCUGAUAUCGUUCAUGAUUUUCAAAGGAGACUCACAGCUUACCUUGAUCUUAGCCUAGAUAAGUGCUACGUCAUUCCUCUCAAUACGUCAGUUGUUAUGCCGCCUAAAAACUUCUUGGAGUUGCUGAUCAAUAUCAAGGCUGGGACUUACCUGCCGCAGUCAUACUUGAUUCACGAGCAGAUGAUUGUUACUGACCGCAUAGAAAACGUGGAUCAGCUGGGCUUUUUUAUUUAUCGCCUCUGUCGUGACAAGGAGACCUACAAGCUGCAGCGCAAGGAAGCUCUGAGAGGGAUUCAUAAACGUGAAGUGAGCAACUGCCGGAAGAUCCGACAUUUCGAGAACAGAUUUGCUGUAGAAACCCUCAUUUGUGAGCAAUGAGAGAUUACACUUUGCAACAGAAGAUUGACAGAACCUCAUCAGCCCAGCCCUUUCUCUCAUAACGCCGUGAUUUUUAUUUUAAAUGGGUUAUGUAAGUAGUGGACCGUCCUUCCUAGCUGAACGCCAACACUUUAUCUUCUCAUGAUACAUCAUAUGAUUUUUUGAAAAAUCGUGUUUCCAUAUUUUAAGAGUGGUUUCUACAUGUCGAGUAGCAGUUGUAUAAUGGCUUAGUUGUAGUGUGUUUCAUGUAAUGAACCUUGACGAAGUAGCAGGAGGGUCCAGAAUAUGUCCCGUCUCCUAGCACAAUUGGAUAGAAAGAUCCCUCUGAAUUUAAAAAAAAAAAAUGUGUACAAAUUAACUGCAACACUUGAGAGUCCUAAUGACAUAUUAUUAGUGAUGUUGGUGGUUUACAGAGAUUGGAAAAGAACUUUAAUAAAAAGUGCAAUUUCUUGGUGUGUGUUUUUUUAAGCGCAGUCAUACUUAAGUUUGAUUUUUUUUUGCCAUGGUAUAUUAAUAUGUGUCAGCUGUAACAAAAAUAUACAGUAACUUCAGGUUACUAACAUGUAUAUAAGCUAUAUAUGUGCAAUGGAAAAUAAAUAUUACAAAUCUGUUUGUCUAAAA